Gryllus bimaculatus (two-spotted cricket) is the source of this 2260-nucleotide messenger RNA. The record is from the annotation of a GenBank genome assembly. Lineage: Eukaryota; Metazoa; Arthropoda; Insecta; Orthoptera; Gryllidae.
AUGGGUAGUGACGCAGGAGCGCGGGGAGGCACGUAUGCGAAAAUGCUAUCUGGCGGUCCUCUCGACGAUGUGCGGACAAAUAAGACUAUAGUUGCAGGUCGCCUGUAUGCUUUACAAUGUGCCCUGAAAAUUGACAAGAAAUCAGAUGAAGCAAAAGUUCUUUUGGUGCGGUUAAUGGACUGGUUGGAAACUCAGAAACAAGCUCUGGCUGAUAAUGAAUCUAUUACUAAUGAUAUAGCUGCUCAAGCACAUAUUGAAAAUUAUGCCUUAAAACUAUUUGUGUAUGCUGACACUCAAGACAGAGCUUCUAAUUUUGGAAAGAAUGUUGUCAAAGCGUUUUACACUUCAGGAAUGCUUUUUGAUGUUUUGCAAACAUUUGGUGAAUUGACUGAAGAAAUAAUGCAAAAUCGCAAAUACGCCAAAUGGAAAGCAGCUUAUAUUCAUAAUUGUCUAAAAAAUGGUGAAACUCCUAUUCCUGGCCCAAUACAAGAUGAAAAUAAUCCUGAAGAUGAUGAACUGGGAGCUGUUGGAGGGAAUACACUUGAAGGUGGAGCUGGGAGCUCAAACCCAUUAGGUUUUUAUUCUCCUCCACCUGAUCAGCCUUCACCUUACAUGCCACCACCUUCUGCCUCUCCAAAUGAGCCAUCAAGUCCUACUCCUGGUGCUAGUCCGUACUUCCCUCCAUCGGGAUACCCUUCAACACCUAGUGGAGGAGUUCCAACUGAUUUGGCAGAUCUGAAUUCUGGAUUUAGUUCUCCGAAUAUUGCAAUUCCAGGGAGCAAUUCCUACCCAGAAGGUUCUUCUGUAGUUUUGAAACCUGAACAGAUUACAAAAGCACAAAAAUAUUGUAAAUAUGCAGCAAGUGCCUUAAAUUAUGAUGAUGUAGCAACAGCUGUAAAUUAUUUAGAAAAAGCAAUGAAAUUAUUGAAAACAGGAGUUGAUGCUUAAAAGAUUUUUGUGCUCGUGAACUUUGUUUGAAAUACCUAUUACCACUGAAGCUUUCCUGACUUGAAUAGAUCACUGGGAAUAAUCACCUUCCUCACUUAAAACCAAUAUUAUUCAUAUAAUCAACUGAAAAAUAUGUAUUAUUUUAUGAAACUUGUAUUUCCAGUUGAUUGGAAAAACAUUUUCAUUACUUUGUAAAUAAUAUCUAAGUAUAACUUUGCAGAAUUAAUGUAUUCUCUAAAUGCCUAAUCACAAAAACUGAACAUGAUAUCAGGAUUUUUUUUUAUAUUCCUUGUUUUGUUAAUUUUGUAUGUGUAUAUGUAUUAAGUAGAGCUACAAUUUUAAAUAAAAAUAUUUUACUUACCUUUUGUAUUUUAUUAUUGUAAAAAUAUAAUAAAAUUCUGUGGUAAGUUAUACUCUGCCUUCUAAGACAAUUUCAGGUCUUUUAUAUAUUUAAUUUCUGAUAUUUAUUUUAAUAAGGCUGUCAAAAUGGCAAGAGUCAAUUUUCAGACAAAAUUUCAAAAUACUGUAAAGUGUUAUAUCAUUAUUCCUAACAGCUCAAGUGCUUUUAAGAAUAUGUUAUCUUACAGUCAUAUAGACUGAUGAAACAUGUUUAAAAAGUCAAGCAAGAGUUCUGUUAAUUCCAGGCAUGCAUCAAUGUGAUUAAUAUGAAAUAAAUUACAAAUAGCCAUGAACUCAUUAUAAAAAAUUAGGACCUGACAUAAUGACGUUUGUAUUGCUUUUCCACCACCCAUCCACUGUCUCCUCUUGUGUGAAAUUGUUUCUGUAAUAUAUAAAUAUAUUAAAGUGUUUAAUUAUGUCAGUAUUUAAUAUAUAAUCUGUAUAUAUAUUAUUAAUACACAUUAUUAAAAAUGAUAAAUAUUGACUUUUUUAAUAAAGAUGCAAAAUUUUUUCCACUACAAUUGACAUCAUUUAUAUUCCUCAAGGAAAAUUUGCAAAAUGUUUUUUGUGAUUGUAAAUUACUGCAUAGUGAAGAUUUAACCUAACUUUUUGCUGUAGCAAAAUAUGAAAACUUUGUUAUCCUGUAUUGUAAACUUUCAUGUAAUUUCAUCAGCAAUUCCUUUGCAAAUGAGUGUUGAGAAAUCAUGAGGUAUGGCAGAAAAUUUCUCUGAAAAAAAUUGUAGAAAUUAUUUUUUUAUCUUAAUGAACUGUUCAUGAACUGUCUCAAGAACAUUCUCAAUUGAAUAGAACUGAAUUACCUUACAUGCUUUACCCUGUGAGGAAGUGCCUAUGUGAAUAAUGUAAAUAUGAGACAUAACUAAAAAUUCCCAAAUCUGCCUUCUACUCCUUCACA